CCCAGCAGGGUCCGCUGACGUGCGGUCACCAGACGGUCAACACGGUGCCGGCCCGCUUCUUGAUCAUGGCCCAGUCCAAGAUGGCAGGUUGCUCCCCCAAAUUGGAAUUCAUAGAUGGUUUAUCGUCUUGGACGGCUGGCAGUUGGUAGAAUCCAUUACGAGUCGUAACAGUCUCUUAUCGAUAAAUGCAGAACACCCGACGGCGGUACAUACAAUGCUACGUCGUCACCGACUGAACAGUACGCAAUAAACAAUUGACAAGAUGAUGACUCGUCUUCUUCACAGGCAGAACCCCCCACCAGACUUACACAAAGCAGAACGGGAUGCUGCACGCGCCGAGUUCAUCUGGCUCCUCGAAUCCAUCCUCCCGCAUACAACGAACACCCUCAUCUCCGGCCUCCAAGAAUGCGUCGCAAUUCUCUCUUCCGAAUCCUCAAUCACCCUCGCUCUCUCAUCCGCCCGCAGCGAGCAGCUCAAGGGAUUCGUUGUACGGCGUGGAGACGAAAUCGUCAAAACCGAUAUCCGGCUGAAGAUGCCUACGUUUAAUUCGGGGAGGGGGUAUAAGCUUACGUUGACGCCGAGAGGAAUUGGGCAUAGGGAGGUUGAGAGCGAGCCACAUCCGAUUCCGCUUCCGCAGUAUUCUGCCGCGAAGAGGAUGAUUUCGAGGGCUUUGGAGUUGGCUUCUUCGCCUGAUUUUCUCUCGCCAGAGAAAGCAUCAUCGAACCUCUCGACGCUCGCAGAGCUACUGCAUACGACACUUACGACUUUACGCUCACCAGACGCCCACACCCUCUUCCCCUAUGCCGCCCUCUCAACGGACCUCCUGCCCUCCUCCCUCUCCCUCGACAUCUUCCUGGCCGACGGCGCCGUCACCCUCGACCUCCGCUCCCUCCGCCUCUCUCCCAACCCAUCCGAUUUCACACACAAACAGCACUGGGCAAUGGGAUUCGGAAAAGUGAAGCAUGAACCGCAGGGGGAGGUGUAUCGGUAUGCGGAGCAGUAUGCGAAGGUUUUGGAGAGGGUUAGGGUUGAGAGUCAGGAUCCGGGGUUGAUGGCUGUUAUGGUUAAGGUGAGUGUUUUGGAGGGGGCGGCGAGGCAGGCGAGGGAGAAGGUGGAGAUUGCUGGGUGGGUUAUGAGGGAGGGAAAUGCUGAGUGAAAAACGCGUGACGACGCUUUACGCGUUAUAUGCCCAAGAAUCCGGAGAACUAACCCCACUCGUCUGCGACCAAGGCGAUGUCACAUCGCUGGUAUGUGAUCGUCGAUAUGCAUCGACUCAGAGCAAAGGUUGCUCCAAGAGUCGAGCCGGAAACGACUCCAGGAUUGGGAGCACC
Saitoella complicata NRRL Y-17804 is the source of this 1331-nucleotide messenger RNA. RefSeq lists its product as uncharacterized. Lineage: Eukaryota; Fungi; Ascomycota; Saitoellomycetes; Saitoellales; Saitoellaceae. The transcript has a single exon. Gene Ontology annotation, cellular component: RAVE complex. The coding region runs from base 263 to 1156 and encodes 297 amino acids. The record is from RefSeq and is a predicted model, not a curated record.